UUCUCUCAUUUUUCAGUGAGAUCAUGUUCGGAAAUGCCGUUCCUUCUGAAACAAAGGACUUUAUUACUGCUUUUACCAAGUUUAUAUGGUAUCCUCAUACUGGGAGAUGAAGAGCUUCAGGAUCAAUUUGAGAAGAACUGGUGCCGAGAGCGAAAAAUGCGAACCGAUUGGCGGACUUACACAGAUUGGUGCCCAAGCUAUGCGCGGAAUUGGGCCCACGAAAUUUGGGCCGAUAGCUUCAAGACUCAUCCAAACUUAAGCUACAUCUCAGGAGCAGAAAUCAAACCAGCUGGACAUUUCAGUAAGGUUUAUAUACAGUCUGUGACAGUCCUAAAUCAUACAAAGACAUUUGGAGGUGAUGCGUGGCGCGUAAGAGUAAAAGGCCCAGCAGAUCUCAUGGCCUCAGUGUAUGAUUUGGAGAAUGGUACUUAUCAGGCCGUGUUUCUUCCCAUGGAACCUGGGACCUAUUACUUACAUAUCGCGUUGGACUAUACAUUAUGUCACGGGCUAAAAAAUCCACCUCCUGAUUGGUUUCGAAAAGGUAAGAUCACGUGAUAUUUAUCAACUCUGUGGGAUAAAGCGACAGUCAACAUGCAAAUUCUCAAUACUACCAUGCGCAUGCGCAUGCCAUGAGGCAGUUUUUGCAGGUAAUUCAACAGAAAAUGCAUAACAUAAGCAUGAAAAAUCUGGGCAUAUGAAUCAAGAAAGUCGAAGAGAGAGAAGAUAGAUUAUUAGUCUUUUGAAAUAUAAUAAACUUGCACUUGUCCGCUACGGUAUAAUUUCCUUGAAUCAUUUUAAUAUAUUUUUUUAAUUCAUCUACUUGACACACUGUUAAACACCUCAAAUAGGCAUACUUUGUUUCCCUACAAGUGGUGAAAAAAAGAAGAAGGGCAAAAGGAAGACUGGAAGAACUAAGAAAGCUCAUAGGGAAAGCCGCGGAAGAGAAAGACGUGAAGCCUUUUCCUCAGUCUUUCCUUCGUUUCCUGCCCACCAACUUUUCAAUUAUUUACCAGUGCUUGUUUUAUAUUUGGGUAUUUUUUGUUAUUUAACUGAUUUAAGCAAGGUUCUCAGUGGAGAUAUCAGACCUUAAAAAUAUCAUAAUUAUUUAAUCUUUAGGCUGCCGUCAUGGCUCUUUUCAGAGGCCAGGAACACUCGAACUUUCAGAUGACUACAUUGACAGGCCUUUAUUUUUCGGCGCAAGUUUUUCAGUAGAGGUUCCACCAGCCAGACCACAGCUGGACACUCCGUGUAAGAUGCUUAAUUAAGUUACAAUUAAACACACAUUUGAGGAUAAAAAAGUAGGGGAAUAAACCUUGUUUCUUUUAGGAUUCUUUAUCAACUUGAAAAGGACAUUAUAAUCAAAUCUCUAAGACGAACACUUUUGGGACCGGCAGUAAGUAUCCGUAAAGUAGCUGGUCCUUCGAGCAAAACGCCCGAGACACGCAAAUGACCACGCUCGUGACUGAAGGCACGAGACGGGAGAGGCGCGCGGGCGUCCACUAACCUUACUAAAUCUGAAGAAAAAAAGAGACUGCUCGCAGUCUGUAAAGUAGCUAGGGCAGGGACCAACUCGAUGAAUCCGUUUACCGAGGAGUCCUUUAGUCUUAUAGAGGUGUCCAUUAAGAGAGAGUAGAAUAGUAUAGAUUCCUUAAUAAUUAUUCGCUAGAUAGUGAUUUAUCCGGUGGUCAACUGAGAAACAGUAUUUUUGUAAAUCUGCUUUUGGUGUGAGUUCGUAAUCGACUUUACUUAAUUUUCUUUCCGCCGACAUGCAGUUUCUGAUUCUCUGUCCAAUCCAAAUACACGGUGGUGCAAGGAACGCUGCAUUCUGAUCUGGGAUGGCUUCGGUCGGUGGAGAAAUGGGAACUGGCUCUCAUACAAGAGAGGUACGAACCGGUAACAAAGCUGUGCUUCAGUUUCUAACAUUAGUUAUUGACGCCAAAAUCAGUCAAAUGAUGGGAAUUUCAUUUGUCCUGCUCUGUUUUGAACUUGAAAAAGAGUUUCUGUGAAGUCGCUAUUUGUUUCAUAAAGUAACUCUAGUAUGCUUUUCACCAGAGAAAACUCUUAGAUGGAAAAAGCAUCGUUCGAUUGUCUCUAAUCUGCAACCCAUGUUCUGUUGUAGUUAUAAGUCCUAGAAAAUGAAUUUUGUUGCAAUCUUUUUUUUUCAGUUGAGAACGUGCUGCGUGUUAGCUAAUUAAACCAACUCGAAAGCCGCGCGCGAGACUGUUCGCUAAACCAAUCAAAUUCUUAUAUUCGUGUUUCUUUAUUGUUUUCGUCGAAUCAUUUUAAGGAAGAACGAAAAUCUCUCAGACAACAUAAAUUAUGUAGCGAGAGGCGCCAGUCAGCUUGUUAUCAGAUAUAUCGCAAUAGCUCAUGUCACUGUUCACUUUUUGACCUUUUUUCUUAGAUGAUUUCAGUCCCCUCCCGUCAGGUCAUCGGCAGGGGACUGGUGUAUUGUGGAUAUACGGUGACUCGCACAAUCGACGAUUCGCAGAAUCUUUACAACGUCGAGCGCUGUGCAGAAGCGUGUUUAGAGCGUGUUAUCACACGGAUGUUUGGGUGUACACGUUAGGAACCGUCAAUUCACAGGAAAUGGACCUUAGGUAAUAAUGUUCGUACGAACCAAGACGUCCAGACCGCUGUUUAAAAACUUCACCUCAAAAACAAGCAAACAGCAAGAAAUAAAAAGAAGUCAAUUUUGAACAGAGGACCCGCCGAUGGGGUUAACGGACAAAUGAUAACUGCAAAGUUUUAAACUGAUAUUUUUACCCCCCCCCCCCCCCCCUCCUCGCCUGAUACAACUCCGCUGAAGAGAGUUCGCUUGGUUAGACCGCGAAAAAGGUUUAUUGAAAAAGGAUAUACUGAUCGUCAUCGUACACAAUGAUCACAUUCACUGAUGAAACAACAUGUUUUAAAUAGUUAACCCCUUUCGAUUUUCCCAAAGACAACGCCACCUGAAAGUUCUGUUCAGUAGCUGUUAAAUUGAAAACGUUACAGUCAAGAAGACUUUUGCAGGGACUGAUCAAACAACGUGAACUACAGUUAAGUUACGAUAUUUCGACUGGCCAAUACCAGUCUUCAUCAGGUUUAUUGAGAUAUCAUCACGAAUUUACAGAAAUGACUAGACAAACAGCAGAAUACUCAGAACCAUCGCGCAGUAAACGACAGAUUGCUCCUUUAUUUUCAUUUAAUGGACCGAAACAUUGUUUUAAGAGCCGAAACUGUUUGCUUGCUUGGUUGCAGCUUUGGUGGUAGAGACAUCAAUGUGACGCAGAUACUGGAGGAACUAAAGCAAGUGGUGACGCAGCCUUCGAUGGAUCAAGAUAGCGCUCUAGUACUAAACGCGGGAGUACAUCUCUUAAAGAGCACAAGCUUUAGAAAUUAUCAGAAGAUUAUCAAGGGGUUUAUUAAACUUUUAAAGGCGAUCUACCGCGGGACGGUGGUUUGGAAGACGAUACCUUCUCUUGGGGAGCAAACAGAGCUCUAUAGCGGUUGCUGUAGGCGCUUUCAUACCGAACAGGCAAGUUAA
Messenger RNA from Porites lobata, 3526 nucleotides. Lineage: Eukaryota; Metazoa; Cnidaria; Anthozoa; Scleractinia; Poritidae. The record is from the annotation of a GenBank genome assembly.